AUGGAGCUGACCUACUACCUCAUUCUUCUCGGUCUCCUUGUGCCGCUGGGGAUCAUCACUUACUGGAUUGUACCGUAUUUCACAACAUACAAAGAACUUCAAGCCAUUCCUGGUCCCUUCAUCUGCAAGUUCAGUAAUAUUUGGAUAGCGCUUGGUGCAAGAAAUGGCCAGAAGUAUGCCUGGGUAGAUUGGGCGCACAGAAAGUACGGCAAAAUCGUGCGGGUUGGAUUCAAUCAUGUCUCAAUCGCUACGCCCGAGGGAUUGCACACUGUUUAUGCGCAUGGGAAUGGCUUUCUCAAAGACCACUUUUAUGAAGCUUUCAUCUCCGGUGUCCCUGGCGUAUUUAAUGUUAGAGAUCGUGUUCAACAUACGAGAAAGCGCAAGAUCAUCGCUCACGCCUUCUCGCCAGCAUCGGUGCACGCUUUCGAAACACACAUGUCAAACAAUCUUCGCCGAUGGACCAGUCAAUUAGACAAAUUGGCCGCCCAAACCCCCAAAGACACUUACUCGAAGAUGAAUAUAAUGCCCUGGUGCACCUAUAUUGCAUUUGAUAUUAUUGGCGACCUUGCUUUUGGGGCUCCUUUCGGCAUGGUCGAGCGAGGCCAGGAUUUGUGUGAGUCUCGCCUACCUGGAGAACCUGUCGUAUACGUCCCAGGUGCAGAGACGUUGAAUCGGCGUGGAGAAGUCAGCUCCACCCUCGGACUACUACCUGAUCUUAGGCCAUAUGCUAGAUACCUCCCUGACCCAUUCUUUUCUAAGGGAUUACAAUCGGUCAGAAAUCUCCAUGGUAUGGCCGUGGCAGCUGUUGAGAAGCGCCUUGCGGCAGCUCAACAGACUGAUGAGAAAAGCAGUAAAAGCCGGAAUGACAUUCUCGACAUGUUACUUCGCGCCAAAGACGCGAAUGGAAACCCCAUGCCACGCGAAGAGCUCGUAUCCGAAGCACUCACUCAACUCAUCGCCGGUAGCGAUACGGUGUCAAAUACCACCUGUGCUAUAAUCUACUACAUUCUUGCUGGUGAACGGGCAGCCCCCGGCACUAUUCUGCCUAAAUUGCUCAAAGAGCUUGACGACGCCAUCCCCGCCUCAGAGGAGAUUGCCCAGUUUUCUCAGGUUCGAGGUCUGGAGUACCUUCGACGAUGCAUUGAUGAGGCCAUGCGUCUACACUCGACGUCAUCUAUAGGAUUACCACGUAUCGUGAUGGCCGAGCAUGGUAUCCAAUACGCAGACCAUCAUUUCCCUACCGGCACCGUUCUAUCCGUCCCUAGCUUCACGAUUCACCACGAUGCGGAUGUAUGGGGCGAUGAUGUGGAGGAAUUUAAUCCCGACCGUUGGUUGCCUGAAAAUCUUACGCCGCGGCAGAAGAUUUGCUUCAAUCCGUUCUCUUAUGGACCCAGAGCUUGCGUGGGCCAGAAUGUUGCACAUAUGGAAUUAGCUCUCAUUGUGGGCACUGCGUUUCAUCGAUAUGACUUUGAGCUUCAUCAGACACAAUUGAAAUCGCAUGAAGGGUUCUCAAAGAAACCACUGGAGUGCUGGGUGGGAAUUAAACGGAGACACUAA
Talaromyces amestolkiae is the source of this 1557-nucleotide messenger RNA. RefSeq lists its product as uncharacterized. NCBI's taxonomy places the organism in Eukaryota, Fungi, Ascomycota, Eurotiomycetes, Eurotiales, Trichocomaceae. The transcript is spliced from 2 exons. The record is from RefSeq and is a predicted model, not a curated record. Bases 1 to 1557 code for a protein of 518 amino acids. Gene Ontology annotation, molecular function: oxidoreductase activity, acting on paired donors, with incorporation or reduction of molecular oxygen; heme binding; monooxygenase activity.